AUGCAACCGUUAGAAGAAACGGACAACGUAAAAGUAGCCGUGCGGUGCCGGCCAAUGGAUAAAAAAGAAAUUGCAAUGAACUGCCAGUCUGUGAUUUCGGUGAGUGAAUUGGAUGGAUGUGUGAUAUUAAAGCGCACAAGUUCAUGUGAUGACCCUCCAAAGCAAUUUACUUUCGACCUUGUUUUCGGUUGUGGAAGUAAACAAACUGAUAUUUACAACAUGGUAGCGAGACCAAUUGUUGAUAAAGUUUUAGAAGGAUAUAAUGGAACUAUAUUUGCUUAUGGACAAACAGGUACUGGAAAAACAUUUACAAUGGAAGGGAUCAGGUCCGAACCAGAACUGAGAGGUAUUAUUCCAAAUUCAUUUGCCCAUAUAUUUGGGGCAAUCGCGAAAGCUGAUGCGAAUACGAGAUUUCUGGUUCGUGUUUCAUAUCUGGAGAUAUAUAAUGAAGAGGUUAGAGAUCUUCUUGGAAAAGAUCAAUUUGCACGUUUGGAUGUUAAGGAGAGACCAGAUAUUGGUGUGUAUGUUAAAAAUCUAUCUUCCUUUGUUGUACACUCCCCAAAUGAAAUGGAUAAAUUGAUGUCGUUCGGAAACAAAAAUCGUGUAACUGGUGCAACUAAUAUGAACGAGCAUAGUUCACGUUCACAUGCAAUUUAUACAAUAACAAUUGAAUGUAGCGAACAUUCGGAGAAGAAUAAAACAUUACUUCGUCAAGGGAAAUUACACUUAGUUGAUUUGGCUGGAUCUGAAAGACAAGCAAAAACUGGUGCAACUGGAAAACGUUUACAGGAGGCGAAUAAGAUAAAUUUAUCGUUAACUACAUUGGGUAAUGUGAUUUCUGCAUUGGUCGAUGGUAAAUCAACACACAUACCAUAUCGUAAUUCCAAAUUAACCCGACUAUUACAAGAUUCACUAGGUGGAAAUUCUAAAACUGCUAUGAUAGCAAACAUAUCACCGGCCGAUUAUAAUUUUGAUGAAUCAUUGAGUACAUUAAGAUAUGCAAAUCGGGCAAAAAAUAUAAAGAAUAAAGCGAAGAUAAAUGAAGAUCCAAAAGAUGCAAUGCUACGUCAAUUCCAAAAAGAAAUUGAACAACUCCGUAAACAGUUGGAAGAAGGUGGCAUACCUUCAGACCCAACAAAUGCGGAAGAAAAAGAUAGUGAUGAUGAUAAUAAUGGAAAUGGUACAAUCGAUCACAAUGAUCAAGAAAACAGAUUGAAGAAAUCAAAAGGAAAUACAGCAAAACUGAGUAAACAAAAAAUGGCUGAAAUUCAACGUAUGAUUGAAGCUGACAGACGUAAGUUAGAAGAAGAGAAAGAUAUGGCUAUAGAGGAACGAAACCGUAUUCAGAAACAUCUUGAGACCAAAGAAAACGAAUUAAGACAAGUUGAAGUAACUCGUAAUAAUCUAACGAAACGUAUGGAGGCAUUACAAAGUCGCAUAAUUGUUGGAGGUGAAAAUUUAUUAGAAAAAGCUGAAAUACAAGAAAAAUUAUUAGAAAAAUCAGCGAUUGAAUUACAAAAACAACAAUUACGUGCGGAACAAUUACAUCAAAAAUUAAAAGAAAAAGAGGAAGAACGUAUCAAUAUUGAAGAAAAAUAUAAUAAUCUACAGGAAGAAGCUGCCGGGAAGCGUAAAAAACUACGUAAAUUAAGUACAAUAUAUUUGCAAGCCAAGUCGGAACUUGAAGAUAUGAAAAAUGAACACGUUCGUGAAAUGGAAGGCUUAGUAGAUAAUAUACGUCAAUUGGAAAGAGAAUUGGCUCGUUAUACUCUAAUCAUCGAUCGAUUUAUUCCACAAUCAUACCAAGCUCUCAUUGAACAAAAUGUACAGUGGAACGAGGAUAUAGGUGAAUGGCAAUUAAAAUGCGUAGCGUACACAGGAAAUAAUAUGCGAAAACCUGAAAAGCAAACACCCGAACCUCCGAUCGAUCUCGCACACGUGUACUUGAAAUAUACGGACAUAUCGAAUUCAGAACCGAGCCAGAAGAAAACUAAACCAACUAGGAAAUAAAAGCUCUUCCCUAACAGCCGGUUUUCAUUAUUCAGCAUACACACACUACUUCAUACUAAUGUCACCCCAGUCCGUGAAGUGUAUGUGGAAGUAACCCGUAACUUUCAUACCGUGCAAACUAGAGUGGACGAAGACCCG
Schistosoma curassoni is the source of this 2148-nucleotide messenger RNA. Lineage: Eukaryota; Metazoa; Platyhelminthes; Trematoda; Strigeidida; Schistosomatidae. The record is from the annotation of a GenBank genome assembly.